AUGUCUGGAAGAGGUAAAUAUCGAAAUAACCGCCAUCACAAUCAGCACACGCUUUCUUCGGUUGACCGAGAAACUGCUGUAUCGUUGGCAGCUGAUAGCCCGAUACUGGCUAUGUACAAGACAGCUGCUUUGAAACUUAACACUCGCCAGGAUCGCCACGAACGCUUGGUUAAAUUAUCCAGGGAUAUUACCAUUGAAAGCAAAAGAAUAAUUUUUUUAUUACACUCUGCUAUUACCAAAGAAGCAUGUGAAAAAGCUGUCUCAGAAGCAAAUGAAAGACUGCAGAAGUUGGUUAAAGGCCCAAUCAAGAGCAUAGGGUUAGAGCUGGAAAAUGUUCCAGCGUACUUACAUUCCCAUGCUGUUACCGCAGGCUUCAGGAGUUUAUUGAGGCACGAACACUUUGAGGAUAUAGCUAAGGAUGAACCUGAGAGGACUGUUGUGACCAUGCUGACACAAAGUGAUUAUAUGCUUGGCUUAGCUGACCUGACUGGUGAAUUAAUGAGGAGAGCUAUCAAUAGUAUAUCCAGUGGAGAAAGUGAGGAAUGCUUUAACUGUUGUCAGAAUGUCAGAGAGCUGUAUACAGGCUUUUUAGGCGUGUGCGGGUGCGGGCGCGAGUUAGUGCGCAAGCUAGGCACGACGCGGCGUAACGUGGAGAAGGUGGAGGGGGCCGCGUACGCGCUGCGCGUGCGUGGAGGGGAGGCGCCCGCCGCGCUGCUAGCCGCCGCGCCCGAGCCCUGGGACGUGCCCGCGCGCCACCACCACGAUGAAGACGAGGGCUUCUACUAA
This is a messenger RNA of Parnassius apollo (apollo), 786 nucleotides long. NCBI's taxonomy places the organism in Eukaryota, Metazoa, Arthropoda, Insecta, Lepidoptera, Papilionidae. The record is from the annotation of a GenBank genome assembly.